AUGAUAUCGAGGACGUCGCGUCGCCAUACAGGGCUUAAGACUUCCGCAGAGGAAGACAGCAGUGUCACGGGGGAUAUUAUACAAAUUAUCGAGGCUGAAGAUAACCCUGACCUCAAUAUAAAUCACAGCUUCAAGCGGUCUGGAACUCAUAAUCUAGAUCGAAUCGGUUAUCAUGAAGAGAAAUGUCGCAACGUGCUUGUAAGAUACUGCGCACACAUCCCAAGGAACUACCAAUACAAAGACGGAAUUCCACAGAUCUUCUUAGUUUUACGAGAACAUCUUGGUGACGAGAAUCUCGACUUGGCGGGUGGUGUGCUUUACGAACUGAUUGAAGUCGACUGUGAGCAUACUGAUGAUCCGGGGGCCGCAUUUCAAAGGUGGAAACAUGAUCACCUACGCAGAUAUGCUGACCUCGAACUCCCUCACGUCCCACAUAUGACUACUAUUACUUCCUCAAUCAUCCCAACAAAGAAGCUCGCGCAAUGGCGAUCGGAACACCCAGAUAGAUACCCAUUCGUAUUGUCCGACUCAUCUCCUUCAACUGAGGGGGCAUCUAUUGAUCCCAGUUGCAUACGCAAUCGAAAGGCAUGGCUUAUUGAUCACACACUAUACAUCUCUUCACGAAAUGACGGUACUCGCCCACUUAACAGCCCGAACCCCAAGAAGUUCCAUGAGAUGCAAUGGAGCCACGAGUGUGGCGCGCAAGGGAAAUUCAUCGAAGAGCGAGAUGUACCGAUUGCCUCCCUGGAUCGUCCAAGCGGGACAUCACCCCCAGGAGAAUCCCUUCAUCAGCCGCUGUCUCCGCUACCUAUUACUCAGUCUGAAGUUGAACGCGCCUUUUCCAACAACUCUUCUAAGAUGUAUUCUACUCCUCAAGGAGGCCGUAGCGCUGCGGAGCUAGACUUAGGUGUGGCUAGAGCUCGGGUGCUUAGUAGAGAACCUUUUCAUUCGCGAUCGGGAUCACGCUCUUACCGUGACGAGUCCAGCGAUGCUCCCCCUUACUACACCCGCAGCAGAGGAAACAGUGCUUCAUCUAGCAUAUACCAGCAACUAGGCAAUACCGCCUCUCCGGAACGUGGACGCUCACUUCAGAAUAGAUACGAAUUCCAGUCAAGUGAUGCCGAUGAUAUCCUCUCUCCUGUGCUUGAGAGUGCCGGGGGUAACUUCCCCAGCCAUGUCACAACAGUAUCCGAUCUCAUCAAUAUGCGCGAUGAAGAAACUCUUCGAAGAUCUCGAGACAUGUCCCGACACAAGUUUCCACCGAAGCCCGCGGUGUCUACCCCUGCUCGACAGAAAGAGAAACGUCGGCCUAAGCCGCUUGAUCUCACGGAGGCUCAUAGGUAUGGUGCGACGAACGGAAGACAUGCAAACAUCGAGGCCGUCCACAAUCCCAUUCCUUCAUCAGAGAAAGGCCAGAGCUCCGACGAUGAUAGCCCUUCAGUAUACGGAGCUAGUACGCCAUUUCACUUUUACGAAGAGCCCUCAGGGGACCCCUACAAAGCCGGACUGGGAAAGGGUAACAUUCUGAAGGGCUACUCCAACUGGAUGGAGAAGCAACCUACGGAGGAGCGCAAUCAUCCGGUCACGCCUAUUUCGGAUGGCCCGGUAUCUCAAGCUGUUUCUCGAGACCACUCGCCCGAGAAAGGUAGUCUAGGUCUACCUAAAUCUCUCACUGUCAAUGACGUUACUAAGGAAUACGGCGCGCCGCCUUUUUCACCGCUGACGCCGUGGCUUACCAAUGACAAGGUUAAGAAGGUGAAGAAGAAUCUGUUCGGAGAUAAAGGAUGGCUCGAAGAUACCGCCGCGCAAAAGAAACUUGAGCGCCCGAAGACUACGAAUGCGCGUUUCUUUGAUGGCAUGAAGAAGACGGCUCGAAAGAUUGCUGGAAUGGCGGACUUUAGAGUUGGUGCCUCCAGAGUGAGUGUUGCUCGUGAGCUCAAUAUUACACUUGAUCCCCGUGAGCAGAGUCUGCUUUACUGUGAGCUAGAGUUCAUUCUGAGCAACACCCUGAGCGGAUACAUCAACGGCCAACUGCAUCUCGGACGCAUGAACCCGCACAUCCAUGCUAAGAUAGCCGACUCUUGGGCACAGAUGGGUCGUCCAAAGGUGAUUGGGUUCCGCUACGACCUUGAGACCCAAAUCGACAUGAUAUACGCACAUAUCGGCAACUUCCGAUUCCAUGGUCCGCACUAUGCAGACGACCAUAUUGUCAAGGGCCUCCUGUACGGUAUGAAGAUGAACGCGCGCAACAUGCGGAUCCGCACACACUGUCAGCCGGACUCGGUCAUCGCGAAGCACAUUUUGGACUCCCAGGCGCUCAUGCAGCUACUCAACAGCCCUCCCGAGCUACAGACUUCGCUGGCGGAAGUGUGCCAGUUCUUCCGGACUAUUAUCGAGGUCCGCCAAGAGAAACAAGAGAAGGAGGAGGCGGCGAAGUCAUUCGUGGAGUACGCACCUAACUCUGGCUUCAAACAUCGAAGUCACGAUGAUCUAUCCCCUCCCAAGGGCAAACACCUCGGCGAGUACCGCAUCAAAAACCAGAUCAAUGUCCCACCCAGACAGCGCGACUUUAGCGGCCCGAUUCUUGAGCCUAAGGUGUAUAACCCCUCGGAACAGCCGCAUGCAUUGACGAAGUAA
Daldinia childiae is the source of this 2637-nucleotide messenger RNA. RefSeq lists its product as uncharacterized. The coding region runs from base 1 to 2637 and encodes 878 amino acids. The transcript is spliced from 7 exons. The record is from RefSeq and is a predicted model, not a curated record. Lineage: Eukaryota; Fungi; Ascomycota; Sordariomycetes; Xylariales; Hypoxylaceae.